AUGCCGCGACCAAUAUCUUUGGGUCUUACUGCUAGCCAGCCAAGACGAGAUCAUGGCGACAGCAGUACUCCAUCGCCGACUCCAACUGUGAAGAAGGCGAAGUCCAGGUUAAGCAGGCUCUUACUCCAUCGCAAGAGUUUCGAUUCGGAAGACGACAACCACACUCGCAACAAGAAAGCCGACAGCAGGAAGACCAAGUCGUUGAAUCGUCGGACCAUGGCCGCCCAGCCUGUUGGUGGCGGAGUUCGCGACAUUCGAUGGGAUCCAUUGCCACAACGUCACCAACACGAUCCCCAUAAGCUAAGCAUGGUAUCUGAGCGCGAAGAACCGCUAGAGCCGAUACAUCCCAGAGCUGUUGUCACAAGGACGACAAUCUGUGAAGUACCUCGACCGGAGAUCAGGCCUGGUUCACGACCCGAAUACCGGCCGGACUCUGCGAAGUCAUCAAUAGUAAAGUUCACCAGUGCCACGACAAGCAAGCACGACAGCAUGCUCACAGAUUAUUCCGAGCUCUGUGCUAUUCCCACCGACGAGGCGGAGGAGCAGAACGAAUUGCAACGAAGUUUGCGACAAAUUCACGAGUUGCCAUCGACGGCCUUCUCGCGAGGGCACAGCCGUACGCCAUCAUCCAGUGCUCCGAUCCCUUGUUCGCCUUCUGGAUCUGGGCUGGAGAGCUCAGCAAGUUCCCUCUACUCCGAUGCGGACGAAAACAUAAGGCCAGUCUCGCCUAUUGCAAUUCAAGCUCUGGAUUUUGUACCACAGGUGACUGCAAUGGAUGUCGCAAAUCUACCAGACUUCUCUUGCGUGCCCAAUGCAAUGCGUCGCAAACAUCAAUCAGAAGCCGCUUCGGUCAUUACUUUCCAAGGUUCCGGGGAUGUCGUCACUGACUGGCAAGUCGAAUGCUAUCGUCUUCGAAAGCAGCUCAAAGCGGUCGAGCUUCAACUACGAUACAAGGCUGAAUUGCUCGUGAGCGAGCAGAGCCGUGUCAAAGCCGCCGAGGCUGAAGUGGCAAGAACCAAGACUGAACUCCAGCUCGUUCGAGGAGAAGCCCAGCUGCUCCGGGUAUCCAACGGCCUGAAGCAUGACGAGACUUGUGCACUGAAAGCUGAACUCGACUCCAUGCAGAACGGCGAUCAGACCAAGAACAAGGAGUUGACGUUCAAGCUUCGGGCCAUGGCCGAACGGCUUUCUCUUGAGGAGGACGCCGUUGCUGACAAGGACCUUCGCAUCAAGUGGUUAGAGAAAGAACGAGAAGAGCUCGAGCGCGAAAACCAGGUGCUGAAGAACGUUAAAGGCGCCUUGUGGGGCCACAUGGAGCAAGCUCGCAAACGCGACUCACCGACCGCGCCUUCUGUUCCCGAAGGCCAGCCACAUUGGUGGAUAUGA
Messenger RNA from Cercospora beticola, 1386 nucleotides. RefSeq lists its product as uncharacterized. NCBI's taxonomy places the organism in Eukaryota, Fungi, Ascomycota, Dothideomycetes, Mycosphaerellales, Mycosphaerellaceae. The record is from RefSeq and is a predicted model, not a curated record.